AUGACUGCAACUGACUCUCUACAAACUGCAAGGACACAUUUAAAAGAAUACAGAAGCCAGUACAGUUUAGUUAAAGAUGAAACAGUUCAAAUAGCGAACAAAUGGAAGAUCAAUCCAACUUUUCCAUGGAAAAGGCAAAAACUAGUAAAAAAACAUUUUGAUGAACUAUCCUGUGACCACCGUGUUGGAAAUGAAGACGACUUUAGAGUUAAUGUAUUUAAUUGUGUGUUAGACAUUGUCAUAAAUCAAAUCGAAAAGAGAUUUCAGGGAAUGCAUGAGGUUUGUACUUUGUUCGCUUUCUUAGCUCCAUCACAGUUAGUAUCACUUCAAGAACAAGACAUUUUAAAAUCUGCCGAAAAUCUUCAAUUAAAAUACAAAGAAGAUCUUUCAGCGGAAUUUCCUUUACAAAUUGUUUUGACAGCCUCAAUGCUGAAAGAUGAACUUGUGAAAAUAUCAACAAUUAAAGAUUUGGCUGAGCUAUUAUUCAUCAAGUACUCUACAAUUUCUUCAAGCUUUUCAGAAGUCUUAACUGCAUUAUUUUUAUUUCUUACUCUACCUGUCACUGUGGCUACAGCAGAAAGAUCAUUUUCCAAGCUUAAAAUAAUAAAAAACUAUUUACGCAGCUCCACGGGCCAAGAACGUUUGCACAAUCUCUCUUUGCUUGGCAUAGAAGCCAAAAUAGCCAAACAAAUGGACUUAAAAGAUGUUAUUAGAGAUUUCGCUAAUUUGAAAUCCAGGAGAAUGAAUUUUGAAUUUUAG
Messenger RNA from Physella acuta, 759 nucleotides. RefSeq names its product zinc finger MYM-type protein 1-like. The record is from RefSeq and is a predicted model, not a curated record. Gene Ontology annotation, molecular function: protein dimerization activity. Lineage: Eukaryota; Metazoa; Mollusca; Gastropoda; Physidae.